GUCAACGAAGAGACAGAAGUCAUCUCCUUGGGAACAGAGCAGGUCCCAGAUGUAUCGCUUGCUCACCGUGAAUUCCAGUGGCAUCUCAGAAACCUCCUCAAGGAUCUCCCAGGCGCUCUCCCAGGUGGUGAACGACGCCCAGAGCCCGGGACGGAGCCAGCAGUGGGUUUAUCAUGCGAGGAUGUGCCCGCGCCCUCGCUGACCUGCUCGCCAUCCCCAUCCCUGCUGCCUGUCCCGGCCGGCGCCAUGGGAGGAUGCUUCUCCAAGCCCAAACCAGUUGAAGUGAAAAUUGAAGUUGUGAUACCUGAGAAGGAGAGAAGCAAGGAAGAGAUGUCACCCAACGGGAAAGCCAGCCCCCUGAUCUACAAAGUCAACGGGACUGCCCGGCAUUAUCACCUGGAGGAGCAUCCCAUUGCCAGCAACCCCUACCACAACCCAAAGGAUGUGGUGGAGGCAUCUGUGUGCCACGUGAAGGACCUGGAGAAUGGACAGAUGCGGGAAGUGGACCUGGGCUGCGGGAAGGCUCUGCUCAUCAAGGAGAGCGGCGAGUUCCACGCCGUGGGACACAAGUGUCCUCAUUAUGGGGCUCCACUGGUCAAAGGGGUUUUGUCCAAAGGAAGAGUCCGCUGUCCCUGGCACGGAGCUUGCUUCAACAUCAGCACAGGAGACAUAGAGGACUUUCCUGGCUUGGACAGCUUACCCAGGUUUCAGGUGAAGAUUGAGAAGGAGAAGGUGUACAUCCGAGCAAGCAAGCAGGCUCUUCAGACACAGAGGAGGACAAAGAUGAUGGCAAAGUGCAUCUCCUUGAGCAACUAUAACCUGAGCAGUACCAACGUGCUGAUCAUUGGUGCAGGGGCAGCUGGACUGGUCUGUGCAGAGACCUUGCGCCAGGAGGGUUUCUCAGACAGGAUUGUGAUGUGCACGAUGGACAGACACCUGCCCUAUGACAGACCAAAGCUCAGUAAGUCAAUGGAUUCCCACCCAGAGCAGAUCGCCCUGCGUCCCAAGGAGUUCUUUCGCACCUAUGACAUCGAAGUCCUGACAGAAAUGCAGGUUGCAGCUGUGGAUAUCAAGAACAAGACAGCCGUGUUCAAGGAUGGAUUCAAGAUGGAAUACAACAAGCUGCUGAUAGCGACUGGAAACACGCCCAAAGCUCUCAGCUGCAAAGGCAAGGAGGUGGAAAACGUUUUCAACAUCCGGACACCUGAAGAUGCCAACCGUGUUGUGAAGCUGGCCACAAGCAAGAAUGUGGUCAUCGUGGGAGCAUCCUUCCUGGGGAUGGAGGUGGCUGCCUACCUCGCAGAGAGGGCCCACUCGGUGUCCCUGGUGGAGCUGGAGGAAGUUCCCUUCAAGAAGUUCUUUGGGGAGAAGGUUGGGCGUGCUGUCAUGAAGAUGUUCGAGAGCAACAGGGUGAAGUUCUACAUGCAGACAGAGGUGUCGGAGCUGAGGGAGCAGGAGGGCAAGCUGAAAGAGGUUGUGCUGAAGAGCGGGAAGGUCCUGCGCGCUGACGUGUGUGUGGUUGGUGUUGGCGCAGUCCCAGCGACGGGCUUUCUCAAGCAGAGUGGCAUCAACAUUGACUCCAAAGGCUUUGUCGUGGUCAACAAGAUGAUGCAAACCAACAUCCCCGGAGUCUUUGCAGCCGGUGAUGCUGUCACAUUCCCGCUGGCCUUGAGGAAUAAUAAGAAGGUGAACAUCCCUCACUGGCAGAUGGCCCAUAUGCAUGGCCGUAUAGCUGCACUGAACAUGCUGGCCCACGGCAUGGAGAUCAGCACAGUCCCAUAUCUGUGGACUGCUAUGUUUGGGAAGAGCAUCCGAUACGCAGGCCAUGGGGAAGGAUUCGAUGAUGUCGUCAUUCAGGGAGAUUUAGAUGAACUGAAGUUUGUGGCAUUUUAUACCAAGAGUGACGAGGUGGUGGCAGUGGCCAGCAUGAACUACGACCCUAUCGUAUCCAAGGUGACUGAGGUCCUGUCUGCUGGCAGAACCAUCCGAAAGCGUGAUGUGGAGCUGUUUGUCCGUCACGGCAAAACCGGAGAUAUGUCCUGGCUGACUGGGAAAGGCUCCUAACACCUCUGGUAGCUGUGCUCUCCUGAUGCUGCACUCACCAGUGGGAGAUGGGAUGGCAGCUCCAUAGACACGCGGGAUCACCGUGGCUGAGUCAUGUCCCUUUGAGACUUGGAUGAACCCGCAUCCAACUUCCCCACAGACGGCCGAAGGCUCCCCUGCCCUGCUGCCUGCCAGGCUGGGGCUCGGCUGUUGCCAUUCCCAGGGGAAAAGCAGCCCCCAGAGAGAGCAGGGCUUGGCACUGCCAGUAGACACGGAUCCCACGUGGCUGCUGCUGAGGGGUCCCCAGAGGGCUCUGCUCCGAGCACGUCCCUCGGCCCUGUACGCAGCACGAGUGCCUUGCUUUGCUCCCUGUGCUUCCAAGCACGUUGCCCCUUCCCAGUGCACAUCCCCUGACACCCGCUCCCUCUCCGCAUGGCUGUAGCGCUUGCCAUGGCCCUCCCUGUGCCCACCCACCCUGGGGAGCACCGGGGGUCGAGGGAGAUGGGGUCACGCCGGGUGGUCUCUGUACAGCCCGUGUUUGCGUUCCACAUUCUCCCUUCUCCAGGCGGGUUGCCCUGCCCAGACCCCCCAGCAGAGGUGGGUCCUGCCCAAGCCAAGGGCUCUGGGGCUCAUGGGUCCCCAUUCCAGCACCACAGCAUCUCCCCGUCCCACACCAGACAAGGGGCUGGAGCGUUGCUCCCCAUGUCUUAGGGUGCAGUUUGGGCUGGGGCACUGCACUGGCAGCUCUCGGUCAGUCCCCAGGGUGCAGAGCGGGGCUCCCCAGAGAGCUGCAGCCCCUGGGCUCAGUGGCCAUUCUUCCAGCCAGCCUUGAGACAUCUCUCUCCAUAGUGAUUAUUGCAGGAUUAGUGCUGCUGCUGAGAUGUUUCUCAAGGAGAAGUAGCCAGAGGGGUGUUUCUGGCUCAUUCCUCCUGUCACUUAGUGGUAAGGCUGCAGUUCUCAUCUCAGAGACAGUGCUCUGCUGUUGUGUUUUCUGCUCCUCGCUGGAAGAAGAGCCUUAUCUCUAGCUUAGGAGUGGACCUGGCCAGCCCACAGCCCCGUGUCCUUCAGCCCAGCAGAACUGGUGGACAAGAAUCCCCCCUUGGAGAGUCUCCAGUACUCUGCCCUAGGGGAGGUUUCUUCCCCCCAAAUCAGUGUUUUACCCUGAGCCCAAAGUAAGAGGAUUUAUAUUUUUAAUUUGAUUCACGCCCUAUGAAUUAAAGCACUGCUAUCUGUGA
Molecule: messenger RNA, 3278 nt
Organism: Calidris pugnax (ruff)
Lineage: Eukaryota; Metazoa; Chordata; Aves; Charadriiformes; Scolopacidae
Gene: AIFM3
Product: apoptosis inducing factor, mitochondria associated 3
Exons: 21
Coding region: 247-2064 (605 amino acids)
Biological process (GO): execution phase of apoptosis
Cellular component (GO): cytoplasm; mitochondrion
Molecular function (GO): flavin adenine dinucleotide binding; oxidoreductase activity, acting on NAD(P)H; 2 iron, 2 sulfur cluster binding
Source: RefSeq, a predicted model, not a curated record